AUUACACUGGAUUGCCCUCCCGAAGUGCAACCUCGAACCGUUAGACUGGCCCGAAGAGAGCUCGCUCAACCCUAGCUGCGGCGCCGCCAGCCCGCCGUCGCGCCGUCACGCCGCCGCCGCCGCCCCGUCGCAUCUCGGCCUCAUCCCGCAGGUCUCCGCCCAUCACCGCCCGCAGUCGCCGUGCAGUCAAAUCCCGCAUUUGCGGCCACUGCCGUUGGUCGCCGCCGGCAGCCGGACGACCUGCUCCGUCCACCCCCCAGCAAUAUUCACGCCAGAGCCUUCCCCCAGCUCAAGUCUCCGUCAACCCGCCGACCGCCACCCAUGGCAGAGACCACCGAGAACGAGUACCACACAGGUGAAGAGGAAGACCUGGUCGGAGAGGAGGAAGGAGGCGUCGGGGCCGAAGGCGAGAAGGGUGGAGGGGCCGGAAAGAAGAGGAAGCGGCCUCUGAACAAGAAGAGUCUGGGCGGCUUCAGCAAGCGCGGGGUGUGCUACCUCAGCCGCGUCCCUCCCCACAUGAACCCGUCGCACGUCCGCCAGAUCUUCUCCAAGCACGGCGAGGUGCAGAGGAUCUACCUCGUCCCCGAAGGUCAAGGUCAUCGCAAGCAUAGUAACGUAAAAGCGAAGGCUUACUCCGAAGGGUGGGUUGAGUUUGCAAAGAAACGUGUCGCCAAGAGGGUGGCUAAUCUGCUUAAUGGUGAACAAAUAGGUGGGAAGAAGAGGUCGUCAUUUUAUUAUGACAUCUGGAACAUAAAGUAUCUCAGGAAGUUCAAAUGGGAUGAUCUGGUUGGUGAAAUAGCUGAGAAGACUCAUAUCAGGGAACAGAAAUUAACAUUGGAGAUAACAGCUGCGAAGAAACAACGUGAUCAUUAUCUCUCUAAUGCUGAAAAGUCUCGUACACAGAAAUUUAUUCGUGAGCGCAUAAAAAAGAAGCAAAAGACUGAAGGAAAAGAAUCCAAUGAUGUUGGUGAGACGAAUAACGAUUGUCCAAUUCCUCGACAGAAUAGAGCAGUUGAGGAGAGAGGCCCUAAUAAAAAGGCAAAGCUCUCAAAAAAUAUUCUGGACGGAGUGUUCGGUGGUUCAUCAUGAUCGAUUUUGAUUCCUGGUGGAUUGGAGCAUUGCAAACUGAAUGUUCUAGCACAAGACCAUUGCUGUCUUCACCAUCUGCUCCGCCUUUGUAGAUUAGUCUGUCAUUUUUUUGUAAUGGAGGGUGAAUGGUUUGGUCGUUUGGUGCCAAAUAUAUAUUGCUUCUGCUGUAAUACUGGGAUGGAUGUACACUGUUGUUAAUUUGAAACAGUGAAGUAAUAUUACCCUGUAUUGGCCA
This is a messenger RNA of Aegilops tauschii subsp. strangulata, 1324 nucleotides long. Its product is annotated as pre-rRNA-processing protein ESF2. NCBI's taxonomy places the organism in Eukaryota, Viridiplantae, Streptophyta, Magnoliopsida, Poales, Poaceae. Gene Ontology annotation, molecular function: RNA binding. The record is from RefSeq and is a predicted model, not a curated record. Gene Ontology annotation, biological process: small-subunit processome assembly; endonucleolytic cleavage in 5'-ETS of tricistronic rRNA transcript (SSU-rRNA, 5.8S rRNA, LSU-rRNA); endonucleolytic cleavage to generate mature 5'-end of SSU-rRNA from (SSU-rRNA, 5.8S rRNA, LSU-rRNA). Gene Ontology annotation, cellular component: nucleolus.